AUGGGCCAUUAUUUUACAAUAGACAUUUCUGAAUCUUUUGACGAUAUAAUAAUUAAUUCAACAUGUACUGAUAAUAUUUCUAUAUAUAAUUCAAAUGGUUCACCAACAACUAUACAACGAUGUUAUCCCCUAUUAAUUAAUUUUGCUCAUAAAUGUUGUCAACGAUCACAACAACGAAAUUGCAAUACAGGAUUAAUAAAUGGUAUUCGUCAAUGUAUAAAAAUGAAUAUGAGUAUAUUUGAUAAUGAUCAACAAUUUAUGAAAAGAAAUAAACAUAUAUUAAAUCAAACACGAGGAGCUGGUUACUGGCUUUGGAAACCAUAUAUAAUACUUAAAGAACUUUAUCUUGCUCGAGAAGGUGAUAUUAUUAUUUAUUCUGAUGCAACUGUGAAUUUUAUUCGAAAUAUACAACCUCUGAUUGAUUUAACUAAAUAUCAAGAUGUAAUUACAUUCAAACAUACUUCAAAGGAAUAUAUUUGGACAAAACGAGAUGCAUUUAUAACAAUGAAUGUUGAUGAACCAUUAUAUUAUAAUUCAUCAGCUGGUAUUGCUUCUUAUGUUAUAUUACGAAAAAGUUUAAUGAGUAUGACAUUUGUAUCAGAAUGGUUAACUUAUGCACAAGAUAAUCGAAUAAUAACUGAUGAUAAAAAUGUUUUUAAUCAGAAAAAUUAUGAUGGUUUUAGAGAAAAUCGUCAUGAUCAAUCUAUACUUAGUUUAUUAGCUAAAAAAUGGAAUUUAACUAUUUAUCCUGAUCCAAGUCAAAGAGGUAACAGACAAAAACGACCGUAUUCAACAUUUUUUUAUCAUCAUCGAAUAAGAGAUUAA
Molecule: messenger RNA, 825 nt
Organism: Adineta steineri
Lineage: Eukaryota; Metazoa; Rotifera; Eurotatoria; Adinetida; Adinetidae
Source: the annotation of a GenBank genome assembly